AUGUUACAAGACAAACCAUCGCACUCCACGCCCGGCAAGCCUCCGCGAAAUUGUCAAUUCUACCCGCAGUUUCUUACCAUAACGCCAGACGCCAUGUCUUCCUCUGAAAGAAUAACGGUCUACAAUUUGGCGGACCUCAAGAACCACUCGGACGACGCGCUUCCCAACUACCUUAACUCCCUCAAGUUCGCCCAAUCCCACACCCUUACCGACGUCCGCCUAGCACUCGGAUAUUCUGCCUUUCUGGUCGCCGGCGCAUGUUUCCUGUGGGACUACAAGCUCGGCUUUGAAAGCACAAAGUACUACACAGCGGCUGCCGUGGCCCUCUACUCGCUUCUCAAUGGUGCUCUGACGCUAUGGAUCUGGCUCAAGGAGGCGGGCACCGUGUACGAGGGCACAUCUCCUUCGGGCGAGAAGAUUAGCAUCGCAACCUCGACAAAGAAGAACGACCCAACCUACAACAUGAAAAUCACCCUUGCCCACAAGAACGGCGAGAAGAAGACACUUGAACUCUCAAAACCCUUUGCCGAGUGGUUUGAUUCACAGGGCCGUUUCGUCGUCAUCCCUUUUCAGGAGGUCCUCGCCACAAACGUCCCCAUCAUUGGCAAGCUUGAUCCCAAGCGCGUCAAGUCCGUGUCACAGGCGUACUCGGCUGAUGUUCUCGACGCGCUGUACGCCGAGAGCGCGGCGACAGGCAGCGAGGCAGAGGCGAUUAAGGGUGCGAGCAAGAGACGCAAGGCAUGA
Colletotrichum higginsianum IMI 349063 is the source of this 744-nucleotide messenger RNA. RefSeq names its product Microsomal signal peptidase 25 kDa subunit. NCBI's taxonomy places the organism in Eukaryota, Fungi, Ascomycota, Sordariomycetes, Glomerellales, Glomerellaceae. The record is from RefSeq and is a predicted model, not a curated record. Gene Ontology annotation, cellular component: signal peptidase complex; membrane. Gene Ontology annotation, biological process: protein targeting to ER. The transcript has 3 exons. Bases 1 to 744 code for a protein of 247 amino acids.